Molecule: messenger RNA, 951 nt
Organism: Neurospora tetraspora
Lineage: Eukaryota; Fungi; Ascomycota; Sordariomycetes; Sordariales; Sordariaceae
Exons: 1
Coding region: 1-951 (316 amino acids)
Source: RefSeq, a predicted model, not a curated record
AUGUGUUUCACCACCACUUCCACCACGUGCACCAAGCGCACCUUCACCUCUAUCGAGGACGAAGACUCUUGUGCCCCUCAGGCAACCAAGCGCAUCUGCCUGCCCAUCCACAAACCCACCCACAUCGGUCCUCUCACCCUCAACUCCCCUCCCAAAUUCGCUCCCAUGCGUCCCCUCCCGUCUAUCUGGCCCUGGAACAUCAUGGACGCAGCCACUGACCUCGACGCAGAUGCCCCCAUCCCCCCUCCGGCCUCCAUCGCCUCCCGCAUCCCGCCCUUCCACACCCACGGCUCUUCGCACUGCGGCAACCACGCCCACGAGCACUCCUUCCCUUCAGGCAAGAAGUUCAACAAAAACAAACGAGUAGGUACUCUCUGCUCCUUUUGCUUUGGUCCGUAUAAGCAGGGUGACCUCCACCAGCUUCCCUGCGGCCAUUUCACUUGUUUGUCGUGCUUGGAAGAGAGGGUGAGACAGAUCCCUACGUUUAUGGCUGUUAACGCUGGGCUGAUUAAUCAGACCGUCACCAAGCUGCGCGAAAUCAUGGAUUAUCUCGGUAUCAUCACCGAGACCGAUGGUCUGGCUGCGACAGUUAGGCAGUACUGGAUCGAGGAGUUUGCUACCCUCCGCCAGGAGCUGGCGAUCCUGACUAACUUGUCUUGCUCCUAUUGCCUGGUGCAUAUCCAGCCGUCCCGGUUUAUGACUUGUUUGUCGCCGGAGAUGUCAAAGGUAUUGUGGUUGACGGAGGAGUGGCUGGCUGAUGAGGAGCCGGAGGAUAGGAUGGUGUGUGGAUGGCCGGAUUGUAGGGGGUAUGUGCCUAGUUGGUGUGGCUACCUCUUUGCUGGGGAGAGGGAGGUGAGCGAGGCGGAGGAUGCGGAGGGGAGGAGGUGGUGGUGUCCGAGUUGCAAGGGGAAUUGUUUCGAGACGGAGGAGGGGUUGAACCCGGGGAGGUAA